AUGUACAGAUUUGAUAAGGUGGGAGAGGUGAAAGCAGCAGAGAGGCUCGAAAUAGAGGGCAAGAUAAGAAGCCAAGCACUGUCUCCCGAAACCAACUAUGGCGCAUACCUUGUAUUCAAAAUCAGUGAUGAUGCAUACGGCCUCAACUCCAUACCAUGUGAAACCUUCGUAGCUUCCGGGGACCGCCUGCUGCCCACCAACACCGCCACUUUAGACGACACCAUUAACCGCCCCCUGCACGCCCUCUUCUACGGGAACAGGCUGCACAAGAUGAAGGAGAGGGUAGGGCUCAACCCAGCCGCCCCUUCUAAGAGACAAGAUGGCUGGCUUGAAAUGCACAUCGGAGACUUCUUUAUAGGAGCCGCUGACACCGGCGACAUAACCAUGGCUGUCACGGAGGUUAAGGGUCAUCAGCUUAAGGGAGGACUCAUUGUUGAAGGAAUCCAUGUCAGGCUUAACCCCUAGUUGAGCACUUUUUUUUUUUUU
Messenger RNA from Salvia splendens (bonfire salvia), 486 nucleotides. RefSeq names its product F-box protein PP2-B13. The transcript has a single exon. NCBI's taxonomy places the organism in Eukaryota, Viridiplantae, Streptophyta, Magnoliopsida, Lamiales, Lamiaceae. The record is from RefSeq and is a predicted model, not a curated record. The coding region runs from base 1 to 465 and encodes 154 amino acids.